AUGUUGCGAUUUAAAUUCACCAUUGUACAUGUAGCCGGCAAGAAGAAUUUGGGACCUGAUGCUGCCUCCAGACACCCCGUUGGAAAAGGUGACCUGAUGCCACUGCCAGGUGAACCAGAGGAACUCAAAGAUUUCUACAGCCGAAGCGAGCUCCGUCGCACAACCCUGUUAAGUCUCAGUCAACACACAGUUGAUGACGACAUGGCCAACGAUACAUCUCUCAGUUCUGCUGCAGCCGCAACCAUCAACUCAGUGUCGCCAGUUAUCACAUGGGACAUGGUACGAGUAGAGACUGCCUCUGAUAGAGUAUCCAGAAUGCUUAUUGAGCAUAUACAAGACGGAUUCCCAGAGGACUGCAGAAGCGUGCCAGCAGAGGUCCGCCCAUUCCAGAAAUUUGCCAAUAGCUUAAGCAUAGUUGAUGGUGUUAUACUGAUGGGACACAGAAUCGUCAUUCCUGCAGCACUGCGUGAGCCAAUAUUGGAAGCUCUCCACUCCGCUCACCAAGGAGUCAGCGCUAUGCGUGCCAGAGCUGUUGAUUCUGUCUAUUGGCCUAAUAUAUCAAUUGACAUAUCGCGAAUCCGAGACAGUUGUGGGCAUUGUCAUCGAAUGGCAAAGUCCAACGCUAUGCAACCCCCUGCAGACAUAACUCCACCUGAUUACCCAUUCCAAAAGAUUUGCAGUGACUAUUUCACAUAUCGUGGUAAAGAUUAUGUGGUCAUUGUCGACAGGUACUCUAACUGGCCGAUGGUAUUCCGAUCCGAGUCCGGCGCCCAUGGCUUAGUCAAGCGACUUAGGGAGUCAUUUGUAACAUUUGGCAUACCAGAGGAAAUGACGUCUGAUGGAGGUCCUCAGUUCACUUCCGGGAUAACACAAGAGUUUCUCAAGUCAUGGGGAGUACGACAUAGGAUCACGUCAGUCGCAAACCCCCAUGCAAAUUGCAGGGCAGAGUUGGGAGUCAAAACAGUCAAGCGAAUGUUGUCAAACAAUGUUGGCCCAUCGGGCUUUUUGGACGUUGACAAGUUUCAGCGCGCCAUGCUGUUAUAUAGAAACUCCAUUGACCCAGAGACCAGAGUAUCCCCUGCCAUAAUCAUAUUUGGCCGACCUAUACGUGACUUAAUCCCAAUUCCCCUCGGCAGAUAUUCACCCCAUGAGACUUGGAGGGAGCUAAUGGGUCAUCGUGAAAAGGCCCUUGCCCGAAGGCAUUGCAUGGAACAUGAAAGAUGGAAAGCUCACACGCGACUGUUGCCACCUCUUCAAGUUGGGGAUCAUGUCUACCUCCAGAACUUAUUGGGUAACCACCCAAAGAAAUGGGAACGAACCGGGACAAUAGUUGAAGUGCGCCAAUAUCACCAGUAUGUCGUCAAAAUCGAUGGGUCUGGGAGAGUAACAAUCCGUAAUCGACAGCAUUUACGGAAAUUCAUCCCAUUCAGGAAGUCACCCACAGGAGGAGUGGCAGUUGACCCAGCUUUGGUAGCCAUGAGGCCUGUUGAAUUUCAUACGAGGCCGGAUAUUGGGACACCUAGGCUUGUCAAUAGGCCUCCUACACAGAAUUCAAAACCUAUGGAUGAAGUACAGAUACGACAAAAUGCCAGGACACCAUUGGAUAAGUCUGUUCCGGAUGACCUUUCUGACACACCAAGGCGGAUACCAAAUCCCACAAGUUCAAGAUCGUUGGAUUUCACCCCUCAAGAUUUUACAAACAAGGAUAGAUCAAAAGAUAACUUACCAGGUCUUGGAAAGCCUAAGAUUCCACGCGCCCUUGCAAGACUACAGCCAUAUAAUAAGCCUGGUCUUAAAGAGAUGUAA
Molecule: messenger RNA, 1806 nt
Organism: Styela clava
Lineage: Eukaryota; Metazoa; Chordata; Ascidiacea; Stolidobranchia; Styelidae
Source: RefSeq, a predicted model, not a curated record